AUGAACAAAUUAAAUUUAUUCGAAGACUAAGAAGAUUAACAAAAUGAAAAAUAAGAUAAUUAAAAGAUUAAAUUAAAAAUAAACAGACAAUUUGCCGAUAAAUUUGAGAAAAGAAAAUAAAGACAGAUAAUUGAUUAAGCAAAAGUCAAAUAUGGAGAUAAUUAUAAAAAAAUAAUUGAAGGAGAUUAAUAUAAUGAAGAUAGUAGUAGUGAAUUAGAAGAUGAUUCAGAAGGAGAAUUAUUAAAUGAGAAAGUAAGCGUGAAGUUUAUAAAAACAUUAGCAAAAAUAAGGGAAAAAGACCCAUCUAUAUACAAAACAGAAAAAUAAUUUUUUAAAGAAAAAGAUUUUGGCAAUUUAGACAUAGAAUAAGAAAAUAAGAAUAAAUAAUAAAAAAGAUAUACAUAUAAAGAUAUGAUAUAAGAAGAAGUAUUAGGAAAAAUAGAUGAUGAAGAUUAUUCAGAAAAUUCCGAAUAAUAAAAUAAAUAAAGGGAGGAGACAAGAAUAGAAGAAUAACAAAGAUUAAAAUAAGAAUUUAAAAGAGCAGCACUUAAAAAAAACGAGGAAGAAGACAAUUUAUUUAUUUAAACGAAAAAAACUAAUUAAUAAGUCGAAGAUGAAAAUAAAGAAUUCAAUAAGUUUUUGGAAAAAUAAAAAAAGAGAAAAUUAAACAAAGGAAAGGACUAAGAAAUUGAAAUCCUUUAAAAGUUUUGGGGAAAUGAAAAUAAACUUGAUGAAGCUGAUAGAUUUUUAAGAAAAUUUAUAUUGACUAAAGGGUAUUUAUUUAUAAUAUAUAGAUAUUUUUUAUUUAUAUUCUUGUUUUUUAGUUGGGUUGAUAAAGAUGAUAUUAAUGUCGAUUAAAAGCUUGAAGAAUAGGAUGAAGAAGAAGAUGAUAAAGCAGAUUUAUUUGAAUCUAAAUAUAAUUUUAGAUAUGAAGAAGAAAAUGGAAAUCAAAUAGUGAGCUCUUAUCUUGGCUCAGAUUAUUAUGAUUAAGAAGAUGAAAAUUUAGAUGAACUUAAAGAAUAUGAAAAAAAGUUCUACAAAUAGCAAGAAAAAAAUGAUGAAAAUGAUGACACUUAAUAAAAUAAAUAAAAGGAAAAACCAGAAACUCAAUUAGGUGAGGAUAAAGAGAAUCUUUUAAACCCAAAAGUAAAUAUUCCUUUAGCGUCUAAAAAAAACUUAAAAGAUAAUGAAAUAUAAGCUAUGAUAUAAAACGAUAAAGAUUAAAAUGGAGUAUAUUUAUGGUGGUAUUGUGAUAAUUGCAAAAAAGGAAUUAAACCUGGUUAAUUUAAAUAUGAUUGUGUAUAAUGCCCUGAUUUUACAUUAUGUAAAUUAUGCAAUGAUGGAAAAUUCCACGAGCAUAAUACUAAGAAAAGUACUGUUCCUUAAAAUUGUUAACCACCUUCUGAUGGAGAAAUAUUAGAAAUUUUAAAUUAAUAUAAAGUUUGUAAUUAAUGUUUUAUUAAAUUAGAUGAUUAUUGUAGUUAUUACUAGCUCUAAAGUAAUAAUGAAAUAAUAAUUUGUGAUGAAUGUUUUGACAAAGUUUAAAUUUAUUAAAAAAAACUUUAUGAAUAUGUAGAAGCUAAAAAAGUAAAUUUAGAAGAAUUAGCUUAAAAUAAUCCUGCAAAAUUAAAAAAAUAUGUAAAUGAUGAAGAAAUACAAAAACUUGUAGAUUAAUAUUAUAGUGUUGAUUUCGAAGAUGUUAUUACUGGUGGUAUAAAGACGAGAUUUAAAUAUCUUGAUGUAAGACCUGAAUCAUAUGGAUUAAGUGAUGAAUAAUUACUUUUUGCAGAUAAUCAUAUAUUAAAUAAAUAUGUAUCAAUUAAAAAAUUAGCACCUUAUAGAGAUGACGAAGGAAAAGUUAAGCAAAAAAACCUUAAAAAUAAAUUAAUUAUUAAGUAAAUUUAAAACUCUUCAAAAGAAAAUAAGAAAAUUAUCAAAAAAGAUUAAGAAUAGGGUCUUACAUUUAAAGAAAAUCUAAAAGAACUUAAAAAAAAAGAUAAGAAAAAGUACUUAAAAGAACUUAAAAAAAUAUAGUAAUAAAAAGAAGAGAUAAAGUAAAAAAAAAUUAAAUAAGAAGAAUAAAAAAAUACAAAACCUUAAUUAAUUUUAGAAGAUUUAUCUAAACAAGAAACUAAAAUUACUAAAGAUAGGUUAAAAUCUUAUGGCUUAUGAUUUUUUUGAAUUAGAUAAAAAAA
Molecule: messenger RNA, 2195 nt
Organism: Ichthyophthirius multifiliis
Lineage: Eukaryota; Ciliophora; Oligohymenophorea; Hymenostomatida
Product: zz domain protein
Exons: 9
Biological process (GO): endonucleolytic cleavage in ITS1 to separate SSU-rRNA from 5.8S rRNA and LSU-rRNA from tricistronic rRNA transcript (SSU-rRNA, 5.8S rRNA, LSU-rRNA)
Cellular component (GO): 90S preribosome; nucleolus
Source: RefSeq, a predicted model, not a curated record